AUGCGCGCCUCUCUCUCUAUUGUAGGGGCACUUGGGUUCGCCGCCAAAGCAGUUCUCGCUUCUCCUAAUAACGGUAUUGAAGCGCGAAACCUCACACCACAACAAUGCUCCGAAGUCGUCUUGGUCAUUGAUGUGCUCAAGCUGCAUAGCGCGACACCAUUCUGCUCAUCUUUCCUUGGCAUACAACCCACUACUAAGACAACCGUCUCGGUUGUGAAGACCACCAGCACUUCUACCACUACGACCACUGUAACUAGCGGGACAGCUUCGACUUCGGUCAUCUUCGAGCCCGGGAACCCUCCAGCAACUACGGCACCAGCCAGAGUUCGCCGUGGACCAGUCGAAGUCAACGCAGACGCAGUACCAGAAAUCAUCCAACGCAACGCCAAGCCACCGAUCCCGACCUGGCUGACAUCCGUUGCCUCCUCCGCCAUCUCCAGUGCUUGCGACUGCCUAAGCAUUCCAACUCCUACAUCCACCGUGACCAAAGUUUCAUCUUCUACGGUCGUAACUGUGACCACCGCGACUAUCACCACGACCCCCGCCGUGGUCUCCAAAACCUACUAUCCCUGCGCCACUCCACUUCCAACAUUGACGCCACAGCUCCCAUAUGGCCUCUCCAACGGUGUCGGCGAAUCCAACACAGAAGGAAACAACCUCUAUGGUAUAGACACGCCGCAAGGCGCCUCCGCGGAAGCCUGCUGCAACACCUGCUAUUUCGAGAUCCCAUACUGCAUCCAAGCCUACUGGUACUUCUACGAAGGAUGUGUCGUUGACCAGGCCACCACUGUCACUGGGAGCGGCGACGGUAUCAGUACCGUGUGUCCGCAAGGAACGGUCGAAGGGUUGACGUAUUCCAACGACACGAACCCUGCGUUUCGGAGUACGGGGGAUUUCGCGGGGCCCUGUGGACAGACUUAUGAUGAUUUGCCAUACUAA
Molecule: messenger RNA, 939 nt
Organism: Letharia lupina
Lineage: Eukaryota; Fungi; Ascomycota; Lecanoromycetes; Lecanorales; Parmeliaceae
Exons: 6
Coding region: 1-939 (312 amino acids)
Source: RefSeq, a predicted model, not a curated record